Messenger RNA from Amoebophrya sp. A120, 11903 nucleotides. Lineage: Eukaryota; Dinophyceae; Syndiniales; Amoebophryaceae. The record is from the annotation of a GenBank genome assembly.
AGACACAUCCAAACAAAAACUCGCCCCUUGCGCUAUUGAAUGGUUUUUUUCGAGUUUGCGCCGGUUCGCGCUCGGCCGCCGGACCAUGUUGGAGAAACUACUACACGACGGUGCAUUUAUUUCACAUCAAAACGCAAAACAAACCACCAACUUUCCACAUCGACGAACUUGUCUUGCUUUUGAACGUGCAGCGCGACCACAAGAUUCGCCUUCCACCUCGUCCCGUAGUAACACUUGUUCAUCAAGAUCAAGAACCUCAUUUUCUUCCACCACGCUGCUGACAGCACUUGGUGAACCCUGCUCACUUCGCCGUCGUCCGGAAGAAGUAUUGCCAGCGAGCGAGUUCAUCUUGUCCGGAGGUGGAGGACAAAAAUCGACCGCAUCGGCUCUUGCUCAGCAUCUACUUCAAAGGUACAAUAAACCAGGAGCAUCUACUAGUUCUAGUACAACUCCUGCCAGCUGCACGACCUCUAGCACCACGACGACGACGACCGCACGUACUAGUUCGUCUCUCCGCGAGGGCCCGACUGAAGACGGAGCGCUCGUUCAACCUCAGCCCGUCUUCAAAAAUAAAUCUUUCGGGUGCUUGUUCAGGCCAAAAAGUUCUUCCUCGUCCAGUUCAUCGAGCAGUCGUAUUCCUCCGCCCAGAAACGACGAGGACUCCGAACAAGUAGACCAGAGGCCGUCGUGUGAAUCCGAAGACAACGGUGCCGGACGACGAGAACAAGGACCACAUCUUCGAAGACCACCUGUGGAGAAACAAGUGACUGCAGCGAUUGCUGGACGUCGGGAGCACGACGAACCAAGAAACGUACAACACGCACCACCAGGUAGAGCACUACAUCCACAAUAUCCACCUCCUUUAAUACAUCAAGAAGUUUUUGUAGAGCAGCAUCGUCAUGUCGAAAACUCGUUCCGUGGUGAUUUCGGGCGAGCGGGGGCAGCGGCCCGCCCCCCGGUUCGGCCACACGGCGACCCUUGUUGGGGACACCAGGGUGGUGGUGUUUGGUGGCUGUUUGGGCGACAUGAAAGAAUACACGAUCACGGCAGACGCGUACUCUUUGGACGUUACGAAAAAAGAGUGGAGCAAAGUCAUACCGGACCCAGAGGGUAAGACGUAGUACCUACUGUGGAUAAAGAUUUUUUAUGUGCUGUCUUGUAGAGACUAGAGAGGAGAAUCAUGAUUUGGAACGAAACAGAUACACCUUGGGGCACGUCGCUCGUAAAAUUCGUGCAGUGAGAAUGGAAAGCGAAAGCACACGAUGAAACAUAAUCAACACGACAGGCGGCCCUGCUCCGUCCGCGCGAGCGGCACACUCUGCCGCCUGCGUCGAGUUAGCGCAGUUGGUCGUUUACGGCGGCGCGACCGGUGGAGGAAGUUUGGUUUCAGACGAGCUGCACGUGCUCGACUUUAGGAAUGAAGGGAAGUCGAUGUGGCUCACCGUGCCGGUAAAGGGGCAGACGCCGGGGAGGAGAUACGGUAGUAGAAUUUUUCACGUGUUUGUUUUACAAAAUGUCGCGGUUCUUACGGUUCGUCAUCCUGAACACCACCAAGAGAUGGAGAUACCCAGCAUGAGAAAUAACGCACAUAAAAAUCUUCAUCCCGCCCCUGGUAAGUAAGAAGUACUUACCUAAGCUGCAUGACUAGAAAAAAAAUCCACCUUCUAUCAGGUCAUACGAUGGUUUUCAACAAGCCGCUCCUGAUCGUUUGCGGCGGCUCGGUCAACAACAAAUUAGAUUCCGACAUUUGGAUCCUGGAUAUGCUAGAAAAAGCUACCACUGCACCUUGCUCUUGCAUACUAAUACGAUUGCCAUGUUUACAACAAUUUGUAAUGCCGGAUGGAAUAUGGCAAAACUGCGUUCUUCUUGGAGAUAAAAAACGACCACGCUGUUGUUCAAAAAGCUGCAUACCAUGGGUGUAGAAGUUUUCUCCCUGUCUAUACUGCACGUCGAGAACUCUCCGUUUAUGUGGUCCGAAGUGAACCCAACGUGCAAGGGCAGUCCCCCGCUGUUAUUGCAACGAAAAAUCACCCUUCCCCAUAUUGAAAAGGCACCCUUCGGAAAAUUUGUGAUGCAGAUUUGUGGUCACAAAUCAUUUUGGUCUUGCAAGAAGGCAAGCGCUGGGAGAUGAGCCGCAUUAUGGGCGCGAUGUGUCAUGCUGGUUGGCCUACAGGGCACGCGUUUCCCAUGCUAUACAGCUAGACCCGUGCGCUCCUAAACAGCUUAAGUAUCUGGCCACAAUUCUUUGCAGCAAGACAGACCAAAUUUGUGUACGCAAAUCCAGCAUCAGGAAUUUCGUUUUGAUAUGGGGAGGGGGGAUUUUUCCUUUUGAUAGCUGUCACGCGUCUACCACACCGCGGAAGUGUGCCGUGAGGGACCUGCUUCCGGGAUGAUGAUCGUUUUUGGCGGGCGAAUAUGAGACGCAAAAAUGUCUGGCUCUGGAAGGAUGCAAGGUUUGUCAUGCACAUUUUGCAUGAGUCCUGAUGUCUGUGAUGCAUGCCCUAGCAUCACAGAUUUUGUGAGGGCUUUCUGAUGCCUAUACCGCAUGAGAAAUGCCCUCUCGCAAUGGAAAAAAAAGAACCUCUUUUGCUGUUCCUGCAAUACUGAUUUUUAUAGAAUCCAGCUGCAGCAUCACAAGUUCGCAUCCUUCCAGACCCAGACAUAUUUGCAAUUCAUAGCGAACGGGCGAGGGAAGAACGCAGCGCUCGCUGAAGGACAUUUGGGGCUUGAGGCAACACCGGGAUCGGAGUUGGGACUGGGUUGAACCAAAGAAGGGAGGUGGUUUCCUUUUUUACAUGAUGAAUCUGAAUUGAUCUGCGAUAGAAUAAUUUUUUGGUGUAGUUCUGGUAGCAUGGUGGAGGAUGCUAGAGACUGGCAAACAAAAAUUGGUAUUUAUUGCAUCUUUGCAGCCUUCACGCACAAUUCUGUGGUAACUACACGCACAAUUGCAAUUUGUGAGGCGAAGCAGGAUUGGUUUCUGUGUAACGAAAAUGUGGUUUCAGAGCUGUGUGAGAAUGUGGAGUACUUAACGAGGUGUAGCAGCAGCAUGUCGUGCUACAGAACAUAAAUUGUUUCGAUAUCCAGAUCUUUAGAUAAUAUCGUUUUUCCAACAACAAUCAUAUCAACAACAGCCUCCCCCGAAGCCCGUUUCCAGCACAUUGGAAUAUGCUUCAAGAAGUUUAUGCUGAUCAUCGGCGGUCGGGGCGCAGAUGUGAACAAGGCCCUUCCCACCUGCAUCUACGACACGGCCCAAUGCGAGUGGAAGACCCUGAGUGGCGCAAACGAUCGGUUCCGGACGAGUGCUUGGGUGUACGACCGGCAAAUCUACUCUUUCGGCGGGUUCGAUCACAAGGACCCAAGUCUGCUUAUGGGACGAUUCUCAAACGUUACACUCUCAACUGUUGCACGAAUUUGCAAUGCAAGAAUGGCAAAAGUGCGUCGAGGGGAACGAUUUCUAAUGCUACCUACCGCGUCGACAGCUUGUCAUGCGAGGCAGCCUGAUCAUGUAGAUAAGUACUUACUGGUGGGAAUUCUGCAUGACAAGCUCAUGCAACGCUUGAGAGUGUAACGCUUGCGAACUCCAUACUGCCCACCCAGGAGCUGAUGGCGCUGGAUUUGGACAAAGCUUUCAAGGAGGUCGGGUAUCAAAUGUAAAAAUGUCUGGGUCUGGAAACUUGUGAUGCUAAAAGUGAAUGGCAGACGGACUGCAAUACGCAGCUAUGCAUGACAAAUUUUUUGGCUCCCAUGUCUUACGUAUUCCGCAUGACAAACUGCGUUUUUGCAUGACAGGUAAGAGGGCCUUUUCGUGCCUAUGCAACACAGAUUCUCGAGUCAUGCCAGACACCCAUGACAAACUUGCAUUCUUGCAGACCCAGACAUUUUUACAGUUGAUAUCGGGUGGGAAAAAUUAAUCAAGGAUCCGGAUAGCAACAAGGAAGACCGGCCCGGUCCAAGCCCCAAACCCGCGCCAGACAAUAAAAGCAAACCCGGGCCGAAGCAAGGCGUUGUCAUCGCGAACCAGGUAAUAUCAUGAUGACUGGACAACUUCUUGCUGGAAUGACCUCCUACAGGGUUGUUCAUGAUGUCGUUUGAGUGUGAUCGAAGUAAACCUGCUCCCAAGUAGAAAACCAUACUUAGAAGUUCAUGUCGUAUCCUCCACCACUUAGAAGUUACUCAUACAUGUCGUGUCCUCCACCAGUAGUUCUAGUUCGUGAUAUAGGAAGCUUCGUGCGUAAAAAGCCGAUGCACUUGUUGGCAUACGAGACAGCUGUCGGGCACCUCCCGCUUCGCAGACACUCUCAUGCGCAAACAAUAGCGAUCGCACUUACGUUUUCUGGGCUUUUAAUGAAAUAAAUCAAACCCUCGUCCUUGAUUAUCAGGUACUGGUUGCCUCUGAUCGCGAUUUCACGUCCAUGGUAAAGCGUGUCGCGAUUGAUGCAUUAGAGGAAGAAGCUAUCCAAACGAAAAACGCUAGUACUAUCACCACCGACUGUAGAAGCCAAUUUUUUAUCUGGCUGCUUGAAUGAAGAUGAAAUUCCAAUCUGUGCAUGGGUGCAGAGGGAGUAGAAGAAGAACCUUUUCGAAUUGUUUUAUGCGUCUCCUCCUCAAUUUAAUCCUGUCUGUGAUCCGAAGUGAUAGCAUGAAGAGUGAUAGCAUGAUUUUUUUGUUUUCAUAGAAGCACGGAAGCUGCACAACAACAGCAGGCGCGGGAUGAUAGACACCGGGAAGAGUAGCACGCCCCUCGCUGAUAUGCAAUUUACAAAUUUUGUUCUAUACACAAUGAAGUACUACAUGCAUGCAUCACAAAUUUUGCUCCCAAGAACAAUUUCUUGUUGAAGUAUGCCGCUUGCGAUUCGGAAGCUGAACAGGAUUGUGCGAUGCAAGUUGUGUCAUGCAGAGACCGUAGUUUUUGUUUUUCUUUUUCAUCAUCUAUGUGUGCGGAACAGCCAUCCUCCUGUAUAACUGACUCCAUAUUGGACCGACUUCUGCAAUAUGAAAUGCAAAAAUGUCUGGGUCUAGAAGAGUGCGCGACUUGCCAUGCAGCUUUUCCAUGACCCAUGAGGUCUGGAAUGCAGGACCUAGCAUGACAGAUUCUGCGCGAUCUCUCUCAUGCCUAUCCUGCAUGAGAAACUCCCUCCCGACUUGGUCAAAACUGGACGACUUUUGGUAGUCAUGCAACACAGAUUUUUGCAUGCUUCAGAUUUAGCAUGACAAGUUGCAUUCUUCCAGACCCAGACAUUUUUACAUUUGAUAUGCAACCUAUGACGUGGCAGCCUCCAGCCGGGGACAACUUUGCCAUCGCGCCGGGGGAGUGUAUAUGCACUGCAAAAGUAUCGUAUUCGUACCAAUUACAGUUUUGCAUCACAAAUUUUUUUUCCAAGCUACAUCAGCAUGACGAAUUCCAUUUCUCAUGCUGAGCCAAUUUGUAUUGCAAUAGCAAUACUACGAGUACGAUACUUUUGCAGUGCAUAGUGUCUGCAGUUAUGCGACGAAGUUUUUAAGGUGUUUAAAUCGGAGUCCAUGCUGUUAGAACUACGAACGUAUCCUGUGCAAAAGUAAUAUGAUCAUAGUGGUAAGUACAAAAACAAAUUGCAAUCCUGCAAAUGUAAAAUUCUAAAGAAUAUCAAAUGUUUGAGGUUCGAUCGAUGAGGUUCGAUAGAGUUGUAGGAGGAUGAUGAAACUUCGUCGAUUCAUGUUGGCGUAUCGUGGUUACCUGCGUUAGCGCCUGUGGUUCGAUUGGCUAAGGACAACAAAAACUGAACACAACAGAUAUUAACAUCCAGGGGCAAAUGAAGGGAUGUGGUAUAGCAGUUUCUCGACGCAUUGAUAAAAUACCUCCCCGGAUGCCCCUGGAUGACUCAAUUCAUUUCUCAAUCAAAAAAUAGCACCCUGCUUCGAUUUUUUCCCCCCGUAUACGAUAGCAGUCACUUUUCUGUAUUUUCUUUCUAAGAGCAGUAGUUUCGUAUAUCCCUCUGUAAGUACUUCAUAGUGAGUGCUAUAUCGGCGGAAGGUUGGGGAUUCCGGCUCUGCCGUUGGCAUGUUUUUGAAUUCAUAAGAUUUUUCCUCUUCUUUGCAAUUGGUAGCGAGGGGCUUCAAGGGGGUGGAAAGUGACGGACGAACCUUGAGAAUUUCAAUGUCAAGGGUGAAGAGAAGAAACAUCUUAUGCCCCUUCUCUUCGGAAGAUAUAGAUGUCGCACUUUGAUAAGAAAGCAGAGGAUGACCCCUAGUUCCGAUAAUUCCGCUACCAUGGACAUUAUUUGUUGAAAAGCAGUCACGUGUCUUCAAUUUGCAGGUGCCUUGCGCGCGACCUCUAGAGAUAAUUUCCGUCUCCUCUAAUCAGAUUUUGUCUCUGAAGAGGGCAGAAAGAAGACUAGCUACGCUGACGAGAGAUCCUAACUCGUCAUGAUUGCUCUUUCCAAAAAUGUCCGCCACUGUCGUUCCUUGCUGAUGAUCAUGCCUUCCAAUCCCCUUUUUUUAUUCAACGAAAAGCUUUGUUUUGGGCUAGUCAGCUUGGGCGACAGGGCACAAGGAGACAGGUACAGUGACACAGCCGCCAAGACAUAGCAGAGGCUAAUGGAGUCGAAGACAAAAUCAGUCUCUUGGGUGCCCGCUUUCUUCGCGUAGCAAGAUCGUGCGCACCCUGGCUGUGUCUUCCCAAGCGUGACGGGGUGGAGCGAUUACGUACCUACGAGGAUGAGGAGCCUCGGCUUGCUAAAACAUCAUUGCGGAUGGCCCCGCAUUGAUGUCGGACAAGUCCCGAAGACGCAUGCUGAUCACAUUGAACCGCGGUGGAGGAGGAGAUGAGCAGAGACCUAUCUUAAUCCUCCUUGAACACUAGGAUCUGCACUACUUCUCUUUGCUUAUGGUUUAUAGUUGAUCUCAUACAAAAAAAAAUUGCAAUCCUGCAUGAAGUAGACAGAUCUUCUCUGUUGCGUGAUUCUAUAAUUUACAUUUUGACAACAUGCUAUUCCAUGUUUUCUUCGUAGUUGAAAAAGAUCUGCGACGCAAUUUAUUACCACCAGUAUGUUGAUAUUACUUUUCGCAUGGAUAGAACGCCGAUAAAAAUCUACGGCGACGUGCACGGUCAAUUUGGAGACCUGAUGCGCCUGUUCGCAAGGUACCAAAGUGUUAAUAUCUUCCACGUAGUUUAACUUUGAUAUUUUGUCGUACUUGUGGCGCAUGCAUGGCAGAGGACAUCAUUUCUAAUAUUGCACGAAACGCAUAGGAGGUUUAUGCCUGGACGAAUGAUCGCUUUCGCUUGUCAGGUACAAAGGUCCAAUGGACGGGGAUCUGGGCGACAUAGACGCGGUGGAUUACCUUUUCCUCGGCGACUUUGUCGACAGAGGAAGCUAUUCUCUGGAAGUCGUGGUUCUGCUCUUCGCGUUGAAAGUGAAAUACCCGGGGCAGGUACACAUGAUCCGCGGCAACCACGAGGACCCAACCAUCAACGCCAUCUAUGGUUUUCGAGAAGAGUGCAAGAGAAGAUUGCGGGAAGACCCGGACUCGCCUUCGAGCUGCUGGAUGAAGUUCAACUCCGUCUUCGAGUUUCUUCCCAUGGGCGCACUGAUUGAAAAGAGAAUAUUCUGCAUUUAUGCUGGGGAGAAGGUGGUUGGCAUCAGCUAUCGUUGAUUUUUUUUUGUCAAAAAAUGUUGAGGUGGAACCUCUAUCUCAUGAUAUUACAGGAUGAGCAUAAGCUAUCGACUGGGAUUUUUUGACAUGCAUCUUUACAUACAAAUCAGAAUCUAGUAGAAGUUAGUUGCAUUAACCGCUGGCUGGAACAGGAUGAAGAUGCGCUUCGACGCCGACGGCGUCCGAUUGGCUGGACCCAGGAGAAGAUGAACCGAUUGGCUGGACCCAGUCUAGUUUGACUGUGGGGCCGAUGUAGGUUUGGCAUGGUAACGGCCGUAGGCGGCAGGGCGACGGCUGGACCUGGUCGUGAUGAGAUGACCAGGGGCCGGGAUCGCGGAAACUCUCUUGAAGUUAGGGUUAGGCUAGGCAGCUCUGCUUCCCGGAGCAGGACAUCAGGGCCCGUGGGGCAAGGCAAGGACCGUAUGCGCGGAAGGUCUCGGAGGCUGGCACACGAUUAUCAGUUUUCACUUAUUUUCCUUCUACUUUUUAUCUUCACUAGCCCGGGACGGGGAGGGCGCUGGCAUUGGUGUAGGGAUAGGCACAGCUAUGGUCAUGGAUGGUGGUGCGACGACUGGACCUGGUCCCGGUGGGGGGACUGGGGGUCGGGUUCGCUCAAAUUCUCUGAUGGAAAGUCUAGGCGGCUCAACUUCGCGGAGCAGGGCGUCAGGGUUCAGGGACUAGGCAUGGCUGCUCACACGGUCACAGGUGCAGGGUCUCCUGUCCGCGGCAAGGGUGCUCUCUGAUUGCCUUCGAGGUUACUCUUACUAGGAGUCGGGGAUAUGAAUUUUAUGGCGGAGGUCGCGUACUUUAUCGCUGGGCUUUCUCGUGCUACAUUCUGUGUGAGGCCACUUGGUCCCUGGGGGGUGCUCUUGGGCCUAGACGGUUAUGUCCAUGGGUUUUAGGGAUGUUGCCCGCCUCUGCGCGGCGAUUGGCGGUGGUCGAGGGCUCGUAGGUCGGUCCUCCGGUCCCUCUUUGGUUUGCCCGAAUUCAUCUUGUCAGUUCCCUUCCCUGGGUUCUUCGGGCCGCCUGCGUUGCGGCGUGUGGGGAGGGGCCUUGAGGCAUCCUUGCAGGCUGUCUCUACGGUGAGGGACCGAGACGCCCUUGCCCUCUCUCCUCCGAUCACGCCAUAGGGCGCGUCGGGUUGAUGGUUCAGAUUGAUAGGACGAUAGGAACGAAGCGAAAUGCGCUAACCGCUGCCUUGAACAGGAUGAAGAUGCGCUUCGACGUUUUAUUUUUUGCAACCAGUAUCGAUAAAUUGACCCUGAACCACUUCUCCAUCCUUGCAUACCCACCACGGCGGUAUCGGCGGAAGUAUUCAAACUUUCCGCGAUGUUGAAGGGCUCAAGCGACCGCUGCAGGUCGCACAAAUACCACAGGUACAGUUUUAUUUACAACUGGGAUUUUUAUAGCAGUUGCUGCGGUAGGGUUAGACAUGAAGAUGCUAUUGAUUUUUGUGCAUGUGCAAUGCGAAUUCCCCUGCAUAACAAGCGUGUUGUUCCUUCCGAGCUGUCUCUCUUGAUUCAAAAAAAACCGCAAUCCUCAGACGGAAUCCGAGCAGCGAGUGACCGACCUGCUUUGGUCAGACCCGUCGGAUUCGGAUGCAGUCAAGGGCGUAACCUAUCCCACAGAAAAGUGCUAGCACUUCACACUUGUAUGCAUAGAUUGAAUGUUAAAGCAAUCACAUAGCACGCCCAUAGCACUCUGCUGCAGGUAUGCAGCGCAGAUGUUUCAUUUGUGUAUUUUGUCUGCAUAGACAAAUUUGAUGUGCCAGCUUUUUUCUGUGUGAUAUUCCCACCAAUGAAACCAGGGACCCGGACGGAACGGGGAGAAUAUUCAAAUUCGGGCCCGUAUGGAUGUGUCGGGAUUGAAAUCGACAAAGUUGAGAUUACUUGUAAUGCACAAAAUGGAUGAAAGUUGUAGCCCAGUUUUCAAGUGGCGCAUGACAAAUUUGGGUAGAGCCGAAAUCCAGUUUGUCAUGCUGUUUGGGUAAGGAGGGCGCCUUCUGUCGUGCUACUUUAGCAGCUCAGCUUCUACCCCUCAGCAGGCUUACAAUCUGCCUCACUUGCCUACUCUGCAAGAGAGGCACUCUGUGGGCUGCACUUUAUGCAUGACAAACUAUUUUCAACUUUGACGAUUUCAAUCCUGACAGUCCCAUACCCCGACCGGGUGAACGAGUUUUGUCAGAAAAAUGCGCCUACGGAUUGUAAAAAUGUCUGGGUCUGGAAGAAUGCAUGUUUGUCAUGCUUGUCUGGCAUGAAUCUUAAAUAUGUCACGCACGUUGCCCAAGAGCCGCAUUUUUCUGUCAUGCGGAGACGCAAUUUGUCAUGCAGAAUAGGCAACACCUACAAGUUCAGAAUUUUUUCAUGCUGAGCCAGCACUUGUGGCCUCCUCAUGAUACGCCACUCAGCGUCACAAGUUUCCAGACCCAGACAUUUUUGCAUUUCAUAGCACCGUGUUCUCUGAUAGUGCGGGCGCACGAGUGUGUCAUGGACGGAUUCGAGCGAUUCGCCGGCGGCAAGCUGAUCACGUUGUUCAGGUAGAAAAUGAUUGUAUAAAUUUUGACUUUAUUUCAUGCGUGACAACCUUGAGCAUGAGCUACACCUACAAAUCAAAUGCAUCUGCAUGACAGAUCAUGCUGAAAUUAGUAUAAAGGUAAAGGACGCAGACGCACUCGUUGCAACAGUACUGCAGAUGAAAAGAAAAGAAACUUUGACGUUUACAACAAAAAAAAACCAUCACAGCGCCACGGACUAUUGCGGGCAUCACAAAAAUGCUGGCGCGCUCUUGUUCGUGCGACGUGACUUGACCAUUGUGCCAAAAUUAUGCUGUGCAAAAGCGUCCCCACUCCAGAGGUGUCAUGCAAAUAACCCCCAGUGUUGAAUAUUUUACUGCAAGAAGCAAGAAGCCCCACUCCCCCAGUGUUGAAUAUUUUACUGCAAUCCCCACUCCCCCAGUGUCAUGCAAGCCUGCAAGAAGCCCAGUGUUGAAUAUUUUACCUGCGCACCCCGAUGAGGACUAUUUUAUAUCGAUGCCAGGGCGUUUUUGAUGGUGAUAUCAGGAGUCAGGAUAAGAUAGUCAAUUUGUGAUGCGGUUUCAAUACCUCAAACACCACUACUACACUACGAGCCCAAAGAACUUCUCAUGCGCAACAGCCAAAACUAGUUGAUUUGUCGUGUACGUAGCAAGAGUGUCGCCAACAUCUUGACUCUGGGGCGGGGGCGUUUUUGCACACGAUAGAAAUUGAUCUACCCCGCCGACGCCAAAAACUCACCUGCUGACAAAAACUGGGAUUCUAAUGUCACGAUGAAUCGACCGCCCACGCCGCCAAGAAAUGUGCCAAGGGCCCGAAGAACCGAGGGCAUGGGCGAUUGGUGACGAACAGGCUUCGUCUUGCAGCUUCUCGUGCUGGACAAACAGAUUCCUUCCAUUUUUCAGGGGACGCUGAAAAGGAAAAUAAAACACGAUGGCCACAUUUUACUCAUUUCACACUAUAUAAAAUUCCAAGAACUAGAACAAUAUAAUAUCAAUAUUACACUAUCUCGCUAAAAAAUCGGAACACACACACCAAAAAUCCGUUUUGCAAAGUGACUCGUUUCUUUUUAUGAUUUUGCAACAACAAAAAGUGAAAAGACGAUGCUUGGUUGAUGUCCUUGCCAUGAGCCUAUAAGGGUUUCUGCUUUGGUAUGGCCUUCUCAAAUGUUACAUUCUCAGCUGUUACAUGAAUUUGUGAUGCAAAAUUACAAGCAGAGUCGACGCGAUCAAGCUGCUUCGCAUGGCAAAUUCUAGGAAAGCCAAAUAGGGUGAGAAUCUGUGGCAAAUCUGUGAUGUGAGACGUGCAAGGUCACCCCUUUCACUUUUGCCCUCCUUGCAUCACAAACUCAUGUAACAGUUGGGAAUGUAAAAGUUGAGAGCGCCAUAUUUGGUCCUCACCAGCACUCGUUUGUUUCCGUACGAAAAAGAAUAGCUUUUGUCAAAGAGAAAAGACCGUGCAUUGCGUUUUUGUCAAGAUGUAUACACCCGUACAGGAACAGGUUCCUAUUUUUUUGAAAGAAUAGCACCCUGGUGCAUGCAUUUGUGAAUAUUAAAUCCUGUGGCGUGUUACACACCACAGGAAACUACACUGUAGUUUCCACGGCUGUCUCAGGAAGAGUUGGCGAGACCGUGGCUUCUGGGGAGAAGCUAGUACUUGGAGCGCAACAAGCUACAGUUUUGUUUUUCAAAUCUUUCAAAAAGAUGUUGUACUAUGUAGAAAAUUGCACCACGAUGAUCUUCAC